This is a messenger RNA of Puccinia triticina, 525 nucleotides long. RefSeq lists its product as uncharacterized. Gene Ontology annotation, biological process: positive regulation of oxidoreductase activity; P450-containing electron transport chain. Gene Ontology annotation, molecular function: 2 iron, 2 sulfur cluster binding. The transcript is spliced from 6 exons. Lineage: Eukaryota; Fungi; Basidiomycota; Pucciniomycetes; Pucciniales; Pucciniaceae. Gene Ontology annotation, cellular component: mitochondrion. The record is from RefSeq and is a predicted model, not a curated record. Bases 1 to 525 code for a protein of 174 amino acids.
AUGAGCUUCUUACGGCUCCUGGUCCUCAAGAAAUCGCUCUCGAUCGGGUUGAACAGUGCUCGAGAGGUGGUCUCCAAACCUCCAUCCGGCGUCAAACCCAUGUCCCUUCGGCUCUUCCACGAUACCCGAUUUAUUCAGCAUGGCGGGAAAGGUAGACCGGCUCCUGGCACCGGGAUCAAGGUGUUCUUCAAAAAUCAUAAAGGAGAGCUGAUCAAGGAGGUCGAAGGAAAUGAGGGCGACGACAUGGUCGACCUGUCGUGGGAAUGGGACCUAGAUAUUGAAGCUGCUUGCGAAAAAUCGAUUGCUUGUUCGACCUGUCAUUGCAUCUUUGAGCCGGAUGUUUACAACCAACUGCCCGAGCCCAGCGAAGAUGAGGAAGAUAUGCUCGACCUUGCAUUCGGCCUCACCGACACCUCGCGAUUAGGAUGCCAAGUUAAGCUGACAAAGUCUAUGGACGGCACCACAGUCACGUUACCAUCGGCAACAAGAAAUCUUAGGGUCGAUGGAUCCAAGCCCUCUCAUUGA